This is a messenger RNA of Ochotona princeps (American pika), 658 nucleotides long. Its product is annotated as cytochrome c oxidase assembly factor 6 homolog. Gene Ontology annotation, cellular component: respiratory chain complex IV; mitochondrion. Gene Ontology annotation, biological process: respiratory chain complex IV assembly. Bases 225 to 464 code for a protein of 79 amino acids. The record is from RefSeq and is a predicted model, not a curated record. The transcript has 3 exons. Lineage: Eukaryota; Metazoa; Chordata; Mammalia; Lagomorpha; Ochotonidae.
ACGCCGAACGGCUGCCCGGAAGGGUCCGUAGCAGCCCGGCGGGUUUGCCGCGCGCCUAGUGUUUCGCGGUUGCUGAGGUCUACACUGGGGGCCGCUGAAGCCCGAGCCAGGGAAGCGACCUUGCUCGGCGGCAGGACUUGGCCUGCCAGCCUCUGCCUCUGGCUGUCGGGCAGCGUGACCCUCUCCUCCGUGGGAAUCCAGGCCCGGGCGGGCGGAGAGGAGGAAUGGCGGCCCCGUCUAUGAAGGAAAGGCAGGCUUGCUGGGGAGCCCGCGACGCCUACUGGAAGUGCUUGGAUGAGCACACGGAAGAUGCCUCCCAGUGCCAGAAGCUAAGGAGCACCUUUGAGUCCAGUUGUCCCCAACAGUGGAUCAAAUAUUUUGAUAAAAGGAGAGAUUACUUAAAAUUCAAGGAAAAGUUUGAAGCAGGACAGUUCCAGCCUUCACAAUCAGCUACAAACUCCUAGGCUGUUUCUGAACUGUUCAAAAGGGUUGAAGACAUUUUCCAGACAUCCACAGAUGCUCUCUUGACUAUGGGACAACAGUAGUUUGCAUCAUGGCAAACACCGUAUGUUCCUAUAUGUAACAAUAGCUAAAAUCAUCAAGUACCAGAAGAUCCCAGUACUCAAACUGAAGAACUGAAAUAAAAUGGCAUGAAGUA